Messenger RNA from Acanthoscelides obtectus, 752 nucleotides. The record is from the annotation of a GenBank genome assembly. NCBI's taxonomy places the organism in Eukaryota, Metazoa, Arthropoda, Insecta, Coleoptera, Chrysomelidae.
ACCAUAUGGACGACGUUUCCGAAUCUUGUCUCUUUCUAGACGAAGUUGCUUCAACUCUGUCCCUUUUCUUUGGCCCAACUUCCUUUUCACCAACUUCGUCAUCAUUAUCGUUCUUUUUAACAACACUAGAAUUCCUCUUGAUGUCUAACAUUCUUUGUGUUAGAGCUUGGAAAUCUGAACUGCUGGAGUUGGACUGCUUUAGGGCCUUAUGGGGUUUGGUUCCAGAGUCGUAUGGUAAGGAAUCGUGUUGUUCUGUGUCAGUUUCGUCUUCAACGUUUUGGUCUUCGUCAGAUGUUGAAGAUUUUCCUAGAGCUCUCUUGAUGAGCUUUGAGAAGAAAUCUGCAAUAGAAAACGCUCUUAUUAGUCUCAGCAUAGGUACUUUGAAGUAUUCCACCAGAAGAGAAGAAGAUCAUCAGGAUCAAGAGGAAGUCCCAGCACCAACACCUGCGGAGCAGUUGAGUCUUUUUAUCAACAGAUUCGAUGCCAACAUUUCCGUAUUUUUUAGCUACCUGGUUUUUGGCCAAGUCAGCAUAGGAAGUUGCAAAAGUAAAAAAUACCCAGUCAUGGACAAACUGGCAAACAGGAUUCAUAAAGGCUUCGUAUGCACUUGCAUUGCUGUAACACUGUACGGUAUGUCAGCCAUAGGGCUGACGGUUUUUACCAAGCCUCGAAUCAGGCUGCCGGAAAUUCAAGCUGGCUUCCAACCGGAGGAAAAAGAAUUGAUGGAUUCUGCUCCCAUCCUCACCACAUGA